AUGGAAGUUGAUGGUUCUUCAACAAAGGGCUUGUUAAAUCAUAUUGAAAAACCCCAUGUUUUAGCUGUUGAUGACAAUUUAACUGAUCUUAAACUUGUCGAAACGUUGCUCAAGAAUUCCUCUUGCAAAGUGACUACUGCAGAAAAUGGCUUGAUGGCUUUGGAGUAUUUGGGCUUGGGAAAUGACAAACAAGGCUCUUUGAAUGACAAUGGUUCAAAGGUGAAUUUGAUAAUCACAGACUAUUGCAUGCCAGGAAUGACUGGAUAUGAGCUACUUAAGAAAAUCAAGGAAUCAUCUGUUAUGAAGAAUGUCCCCGUCGUCAUAAUGUCAUCUGAGAACACACCAACUCGAAUUAACAAGUGCUUGGAGGAAGGAGCUCAUAUGUUUAUCCCAAAGCCUCUAAAAUACUCUGAUGUGAAGAAGUUGAGAUGUCAGCUAAUGCAAUGGGGAAAUUAA
Fraxinus pennsylvanica is the source of this 456-nucleotide messenger RNA. Lineage: Eukaryota; Viridiplantae; Streptophyta; Magnoliopsida; Lamiales; Oleaceae. The record is from the annotation of a GenBank genome assembly.